This is a messenger RNA of Suillus subaureus, 460 nucleotides long. RefSeq lists its product as uncharacterized. The record is from RefSeq and is a predicted model, not a curated record. The annotation marks the transcript as partial. Lineage: Eukaryota; Fungi; Basidiomycota; Agaricomycetes; Boletales; Suillaceae. The transcript is spliced from 3 exons.
CUGGAAGAUCAAGGCAAUGUGUAGUGACAUUAGAUAGGAGCAUCGCACGGAUUCGAUUCCUUCUAUCGAGGGAGGGAGGGUAGACGUGCCGAUAUGCAGGGAUUUUGCAGUGGUUCAUGCUGCGCCUGCGCUGGGAAUUCAGGCGUGUUCUUUGCUUCUUUUCCUUCACGCGGGGGCUACCUUUCCUUGUGCAGUGAUCCGUUGGUUCGACAUUAUUGGCGACUCCGCUGAUAAAGACACCGGUUUGUGGGUCGUUCGUCCAGGGUUUGCUCCUAACCACUCCCCCAAUAUUUCCAUUAUCUAUGUUGACUCUAUUUAUCGCGCAGCUCACUUAAUUCCUGUCUAUGCACACUUUCAUCAUUCAUACUAUUCUUUCAGGUUUUACUAUGUAAACAAAUAUGCUUACUAUCAUGCAUUCGAGAUUGCUUUUUAGCCAGUGUCAUCUUAUGUAAACCUUUCC